Messenger RNA from Onychomys torridus (southern grasshopper mouse), 1195 nucleotides. It is a transcript of the gene Mrpl24, whose product is annotated as mitochondrial ribosomal protein L24. Gene Ontology annotation, molecular function: structural constituent of ribosome; RNA binding. Gene Ontology annotation, biological process: translation. Bases 240 to 887 code for a protein of 215 amino acids. The record is from RefSeq and is a predicted model, not a curated record. The transcript is spliced from 6 exons. Gene Ontology annotation, cellular component: mitochondrion; ribosome. NCBI's taxonomy places the organism in Eukaryota, Metazoa, Chordata, Mammalia, Rodentia, Cricetidae.
CAGUGGGCGGAGACUGCCAGAGUAGCACCCACGUGCUAAGAGAGAUUGGGAAAGGUGAGCCCGCUCGGCGCCGGUGGUCCUCAGAAGGCGGAUACUCGAAGGGACUUCUUUUUCCUAGCCGUAAAUUGGGGCGCAGUCCUCCUCCUUGGGUUUCUCUUUACUAGGAGGUUGGAGCUAUCCUUGGAUCUGGCUGACGAAGUUUUUGAGUCUUCUGCUGCUGAGAUUUCUUGCAUCUAACCAUGCGUCUUUCGGCCCUGCUGGCCUUGGCAUCUAAAGCCACUCCCAGUUUCCACCACCGCUAUGGGAUGAGCCGUCCAGGCUCCCUAUCAGACAAGAGGAAUCCCCAAUGGAGCAGCCAGUGCCCAGGGGUGGUAGAGCCCAUCUCUGAUGAAGACUGGCACCUAUUCUGUGGAGACAGGGUGGAGAUCCUAGAAGGCAAGGAUGCUGGGAAGCAGGGCAAAGUGGUUCAGGUCAUUCGACAGCAGAACUGUGUUGUCCUGGAGGGGCUGAACACGCAUUUCCGCUAUAUUGGCAGAACCAAGAGUCACCGAGGGACCAUGAUCCCUAGUGAAGCUCCCUUGCUUCAUACCCAGGUCAAGCUAGUGGACCCUGUGGACAGGAAACCCACUGAGAUCCAGUGGAGAUUUACUGAGGAAGGAGAGCGGGUUCGAGUCUCUACAAGAUCUGGGAGAAUUAUCCCCAAACCUGAAUUUCCUAGAGCAGAUGGCAUUGUCCCAGAAACAUGGACUGAUGGCCCCAAGGACACAUCAGUGGAAGAUGCUCUAGAAAGAACUUACGUGCCCCGACUAAGGACACUAGAAGAAGAUGUGAUGGAGGCAAUGGGGAUCCAGGAGACUCGAAGACACAAGAAGGUUUAUUGGUACUGAGCCUGCCUACCCAGUCUUCACCUUGAGGGUGGGGAGUCCUCUUCCUCCAGCACCAAUAAAGAGCCAAGUGCAGCUGGUGUCCUGCCCCUCUUCCUUCCCCAAGUGCUCACAUUUUGGGGAGCCCAGGCAUGGUGCAGCUUUUCUUCUUGUCAGGACAGACUGGGUAGAUGGUAGUCUUCCCAGGACAGGUCCUGCAAUGUUUGGGGAUAGAAACAAGGAGGAUACCCCCAGUCCUUUUCCCUAUUUACAGAACCAGGAGUUAAAUUUUAAAAGUUUGUUUGUUUGGUUGGUUGGUUUGGUUUUUUUGA